GAGCUUCAACAUUUACAGAUCGGGUGCUAUCGAUUCGUUUCAACUCUAUAAAAUGCGCUAUAUCAUCGCCUUUCUUUCUCUCCUGACUCUGGUCAAUGGCCAGUUUGGGGGCUUUUUCGACCAGAUGUUCAAUCAGCAAGGCGGCCACGAGCGUCACCAAGCUCAAUCACAGAACAACCCUAGUGAUGCGAACCACUACAAGCAGAAUUACGAGAACUCUGUUUGCGAUAAAUACCUCUGCCCUGACACCCUCGCUUGCGUUCACUUCCCACACCACUGUCCCUGCGCCUGGGACGCCCAACAAGAAAAGGUCGAGCUUGCUGAAGGUCAACGUAUCUGCGUAUCCCGUGGUGGAUUCCGUCCUGGUGAAACGGCGCGAAAGAUUGAACUGGCACGAAAAGGCCUACUGUGAGGUACAAAGACAUUGACUUCAAGGACACCGGCAGGCGAUCAUGGUCCGACAUUAUAAAAAUUCUAGGAAAUACAAUGCUUAUCUACCGUGAAUGCAAAACAAACCGAUUCCAUAAUGUGCCCUUCUGUCUCUGUCUCCGACUCUCAAUCAGAAACCUCAAAGCGAGCGAGUAAUCAGAUAUCUGUGCACCUCUCAACCUCUGCCAACGCCGCCCGGUAAUGAUGUCCUCAAAACUCCAGCCUAAUGCCUUCCUAGUAGCCAGUUCACAGUCCUUGCCAUGUUUCUUGUGUCUCAAUAUCCUUCUACGAAGAGCCGUUGGGUACUUGCGGUACCUUUGGCAUGGGCGGCACACUUUCGUCUUCGUCCUCGUCUUCGGGGAGGUCGUCGGGGUGGCCCAGAAGCUGGGCCACAUUCUUCAUUUCGUAGUGCCUCUUGCGGAGCUGCUCAAACUUUCGGUGCUUUUCACGCUCCUCGGGAGACAUGCCCGCCAAGUCUUCCUCGGCAUCGUGGCCGAUGCUGCUCUCGUCGUCGACGUGGACGCUCUUUUCGCUGCGGGGUGACGGCGCGCCCGCUUCCGGGAUCUCCUCUUCCGGUUCGCCCAGCGAAAGGCCCGGAAUGUCAUCUUCACGCCUUGGACGUGAAUCCUUAAGGCGAGCACCAGCGUCCGCCAGAGGAUCCUCGUCGUCCGAUGGGUCUUCGGCCGGGUCGUAGUGUUUGGCAUAGGGAGUCUUUGGUUCUGUGAUCUUCAUAGUAGAGGAGCGCUCUUGCUCGGUGAGAUAUAGAUUAGCCUCGUCCCACUUGAGGCGUUGAGACUGUUCGAGGCCGUCAGAGGAGCUGUUGACACCAGAUUGCCUUCGGGAUCCUGUAGGGCGAGCGCCAGAGGAUGAACGUCGGUGACCCGCGUUGAUGUGCGUGUUGGCAAUAGUGAGCUCCUU
Messenger RNA from Fusarium graminearum PH-1, 1347 nucleotides. RefSeq lists its product as uncharacterized. The coding region runs from base 53 to 412 and encodes 119 amino acids. The record is from RefSeq and is a predicted model, not a curated record. The transcript has 2 exons. Lineage: Eukaryota; Fungi; Ascomycota; Sordariomycetes; Hypocreales; Nectriaceae.